AUGCAGAGGGUGUUUGGACAAGAAAAUGCAGAUCAGGGCAUAGCCUUUUUCAUCAACUCUGAUAGCAACAUGUGCAUGCCUCAGAAGAUAAGUGACUGUGCUACUGGAGUUCAUCCAAUCCUUCAGGAUAUUUGGAGGUGUGGGAGUUGUUAUUAUGAGCUAUAUACUGCAUGUAAAGCUCAGGUGAGGGGGCAGCCUUCACCUGAGGAUGUAUUCAACAUUUUCUUUGUUGCUGAUGUCAGAACAUGUUACUUGCUGCCAAAUACCAAGAAGGAGAAUGAGGCGGAUGACUCUUUUCGACCCAUCGUCCUUUCUGUGGUGCUUUUUGUCAACCUCGCUCAGCCCUAG
Messenger RNA from Menidia menidia (Atlantic silverside), 348 nucleotides. The record is from the annotation of a GenBank genome assembly. NCBI's taxonomy places the organism in Eukaryota, Metazoa, Chordata, Actinopteri, Atheriniformes, Atherinopsidae.